Paraglomus occultum is the source of this 909-nucleotide messenger RNA. NCBI's taxonomy places the organism in Eukaryota, Fungi, Glomeromycota, Glomeromycetes, Paraglomerales, Paraglomeraceae. The record is from the annotation of a GenBank genome assembly.
AUGGUUACUGGAGCUUCUGCUGGUGGUUUUGGUGGGUUUGGUUCUGCUUCUAUGGUUACUGGAGCUCCUGCUGUUAGUUUUGGUUCUGCUUCUAUAGUUGCUGGAGCUCCUGCUCUUAGUUUUGGUUCUGCUUCUAUGGUUGCUGGAGCUCCUGCUCGUGCUAGUGCUUUUGGGUCUUCUACGCUUACUAGAAAUUCUUCUAGUGCUUUUGGUUCUGCUUCUCAUUCUGGUGGCUUUGGUGUUCCUAUUUUCGGCGGUGGUCAACCAGCGCAACAACAGCAAGCGCAAAUGUCCCAACAGCAAGCGCAAAUGUUCCAACAGCAAACGCAAAGGCAGAUACCGCAGCAACACUCAAUGCAAUGUGCUGAGGUAUCGGAACCAUUCAUUGGUUUAGCUGCUGCCCAUAAUCCCUCUGAGCUGCUUUCUGCUGAAUCGGAUGAAGACUUCUAUGAUGACGAUGAUGCAUUCGAGUUCUUGGAGGACGCUGAUUUAUCAGAUAUCGCGCAACCGCUUACUGAUAACGCUCCCGACGAUUUUGCACGUACAUCAAUCGUCUCGCCGAAUAAGUUGGUUGUAGUUGAUCCAAAAUUGGCAGAAAUCGAAACUCUUUAUAGAUUUAUCAGAUUUCAAUCUUUCGAUGGAUUUUUCAAGCCAACUGCAGAAUUGUCAGGAUUCUUUUCACGCGAAAAGGACAAGAAUUUAUUCCAAAACAAAGAUCAAGAUUCUGUCUGGUCUACUUGUAUUGCUUUGGCCUAUCUUGAGAUCGUAAUGAAAGGGUUCAAGGAAGAGUGGGAAUUGUGUUAUGAAAAAGCGCAGACUGCGUUAGAUGAGUUGAGUGGAUAUGACGCUAGCACCAUUGAGAAGUUGAUGCAAGAUGCUAGAAAGUGGGUUACCGAGUGGUACGCUUAA